AUGCUCAAUCCCACGAAAAGCAAGGUGUUCAUGGGUCAAAACCUGAUUUGGGUGAUGAUACUGCUGGGGCAGCUACACGGUUACAAAAGUUGUAUUCAAAAAGAAAGGUCAGCUUUAUUCGAGGUCAAGAAAUACAUGAUCUCAGUUGCUAAAGAAGGGAAAUCCAACUUUGUUUACCCUACUUGGACCAAUGACACAAAGAGCGAUUGCUGCCGGUGGGAGGACGUUAAGUGCAAUCGUUCAAGUGGACGCGUGAUUGAGAUUUCCUUUGGUCAUAUGUACACCAAAGAGAAUUCUUUCCUAAAUCUUUCUUUGCUGCAUCCCUUUGAAGAGGUUCGAAGUCUGGACUUAUCUUGGUCCGGAUUCAGUGGCUUGUUUGAUGCUGUGGAAGGUUUUAAGAGCCUAAGGAGACUAAGAAACCUGGAGAUUCUGGAUUUCACUGCAAAUAAUUUCAACAGGAGCAUCUUUCCUUUUGUUAAUGCUGCUACAUCACUUAGGAAACUAUAUCUUCUGUACAACAACAUGGAUGGUCAUGUUCCUUUUAAAGAACUUAGAGAUUUGACAAACUUGGAAUUGCUGGACAUGAGUGAGAAUAGACUUAAUGACUCCAUACCAAUACAAGUUCUGCAUUUGAUUACCCCAGGGAUUUGCAAUUUGAAGAAUCUGCAAGAGCUAGACCUCGCCCAAAACAAACUAGUAGGAGAUUUUCCCUUAUGUUUAACUAGCAUGAUGGGACUUCGAGUUCUUGAUCUCUCAUUAAACCAAUUGACUGGUACACUACCAUCUUCCCUCGGUAACCUUAAAUCCCUUGAGUAUUUGUCGUUGUUUGAUAACAACUUUGAAGGCUUCUUCUCACUUGGUUCUCUAGCCAACCUCUCUGUGCUUAGGGUGUUGAAAUUUAGCUCACAAUCCAACUCGUUCCAAGUAGUGUCAGAAAGUUCUUGGAAGCCAAAAUUUCAGCUGAGUAUUAUUGACCUACGAUCUUGCAACUUAAAAAGGGUUCCUCAUUUUCUUUUACAUCAGAAUGAUUUGCGUCAUGUUGAUCUCUCUGACAAUAAAAUAGCUGAAAAUUUUCCUUCAUGGUUGUUGGCUAACAAUUCUAAACUUGAAGUUCUGCUUCUACAAAAUAAUUCUUUUGUGAGCUUUCAGCUACCGGAUUCUGCUCAUAACUUGUUUUCCUUGGAUUUGUCAAUGAAUGAGUUCAGUAAUGUAUUUCCUCAGAACAUUGGGUGGAUACUUCCUCAUUUACAAUACAUGAAUAUAGCAAAGAACAGUUUUCAAGGAAAUCUGCCAGCUUCUCUGGGUAACAUGAAAAGUAUUCACUAUCUGGAUAUAUCUCACAAUAGUUUCCAUGGAACGCUACCAAAAGGUUUCAUAAAGGGUUGUUAUUCCAUUUCGAUCUUAAAGCUUUCACAUAACAAACUAAGUGGAGAGGUUUUUCCAGAGACAGCCAACUUUACCUAUAUAACGGUUCUAUCUAUGGACAACAAUUCGUUUACAGGAGAGAUCAGAAAUGGUUUGCGAACUUUGACAUCCUUGUUAGUGCUUGACAUUUCGGACAACAAUCUUACAGGUGUUAUUCCAAGUUGGAUUGGUGAAUUUGAACUCUUAUCUGCACUGUUGCUUUCAAACAACUCAUUAGAAGGUGAGAUACCAAUUUCAUUGUUCAACAUACCACGUCUGGGGCUAUUGGACCUCUCUGCAAAUAUGUUAUCAGGUGAUAUACCUCCUCCACAUGUAAAUUCUAGUUAUCCAGUAGUGUUACUUCUGCAAGACAAUAAUUUCUCAAAUGAUAUCCCACACUCUCUGCUACAGAAUGUCAGCAUACUUGAUAUGAGAAAUAAUAGAUUGUCUGGGAAUAUUCCUGAGUUCAUCAGUAGCCAAAACAUCAACAUUCUUCUCCUUCGGGGGAAUAAUUUUACAGGGGGUAUUCCUCAUCAGUUGUGUGGUCUAAGCAAUAUUCACCUUCUGGAUCUUGCUAACAAUGGAUUGAGUGGGUCCAUACCUUCAUGUCUCAGCAAUAUAUCAUUUGGUUCGGGGAAAAAGGACAGAUUAAAUUAUUAUAAUUUAAGCAUUGGUUACAGUAAUGAUGGAGUCAUCAUUGGUCCUAGCAUGGUACAGAGAGGAAAUAACGUUGGAGCAUAUUUUAAAUCUCUGCUUUUGCUUGAAGAAUUUAGUAUGAACUAUAUGGAAGGCGUCCAUACUAAAAUUGAAUUCGCUACAAAAUACAGAUAUGAUGCCUAUAUGGGUGGAAAUCUCCUAGAACUUGGCGGAUUAGAUCUCUCCCAUAAUGAGUUAAGUGGUGAGAUCCCAGUAGAGCUUGGAGAAAGCCUUGACCUCUCUUUCAACAGGUUACAAGGAGAGAUCCCACGAGUACUAGCAGAGCUGAGCAGCCUAGCUGUGUUUAAUGUCUCAUACAACAACUUAUCAGGAGUCAUUCCACAGGGAAGACAGUUUAAUACCUUUGACAUUCGAAGUUACUUAGGUAAUCCUCUUCUCUGUGGGAAACCAACCAACAUAAGUUGUGAUGGCAAUAACUUUCAAGACCAGGGUGAUAAUGAAGUGGAAUCUGUUGAAUCCACAAGUGACAUGGUAUCUUUCUACUGGAGUCUCACUGUAGCUUAUGUGACAAUAUUUCUAGGGAUACUUGCAUCACUCUCUUUUGAUUCUUCUUGGAGCAGAGCUUGGUUCUACAUGGUUGAUGCUUUCAUCCACAAGGUGAGGAACUUUUUGAUUAAUUUAUAUUCUUAUAAAAUUUAUAUACCCAGUACAUUGUGGUUUGAGUUUCUUAUUGCUUCUUUUAUUUUACUUUACAAUAUUUUUUUUGCGAUGGGAGUGAAAAUGUGUUUGUGUCAAAACCUGAUAUGGGUGAUGCUACUGAUGGGACAACUACAUGGAUAUGAAAGUUGUGUAGAGAAAGAUAGGAACGGUUUGUUGGAGCUCAAGAACUACUUGAUCUCACAGAGUAUAGAAGGAGAAUCCAACUCUGUUCUCCCUACUUGGAGUAAUGACACAAAGAGCGAUUGCUGCCUUUGGGAGGGUCUUAAGUGCAGUGGUACAAGCAAACGGGUUACGGAGAUUGCGUUUGGUGGAUUGAAGCUUAGAGAGAAUACUCUCCUAAAUCUUUCUUUGCUGCAUCCUUUUGAAGAUGUCCAAAGUCUCAACUUAUCCAGUAACCAAUACAAUGGCUUGUUCGAUGAUGUUGAAGGUUAUAACAGCUUGAGGAAAUUAACAAAGCUGGAGAUUCUGGAUUUAACUUCAAAUGAAUUCAACAACAGUAUAUUUCCUUUUCUUAAUGCUGCUACAUCACUCACAACUCUGUUUCUUAGAUCCAACAACAUGGAUGGCUCUUUGCCAGUUAAAGAUUUUAGAGAUUUGACAAACUUGGAACUCCUUGACCUGAGCAGAAACCGAUUCAACGGCUCCAUACCACUGCAAGGGAUUUGCGAACUGAAGAAUAUACAAGAGCUAGAUCUUAGUCACAACAAGCUUGUAGGUCAGUUUCCCUUAUGCUUAACUAGCUUAAGUGGACUUAGAGUUCUUGAUCUCUCAUCUAACCAAAUAACUGGGAGGUUACCACCUUCUCUUGGUAGCCUUACAUCCCUUGAGUAUUUAUCCUUGUUUGAUAACGACUUCGAAGGCUUCUUCUCACUUGGCUCCCUAACCAAUCUCACAAAGCUUAGAGUGUUGAAACUCUGCUCACAAUCCAACUCACUUCAACUAGUGUCUGAUAGUUCUUGGAAGCCAAAGUUUCAGCUUGAUGUUAUUGCACUACGAUCUUGCAACUUUGACAAGGUUCCUCAGUUUCUCCUACACCAGAAGGAGUUGCGUCAUGUUGAUCUCUCCGACAAUAACAUUUAUGGAAAGUUCCCUUCCUGGCUGUUGCAGAACAACACUAAACUCAAAGUGUUGCUUCUACAGAAAAACUCCUUCACAACAUUUCAGCUACCAGAAUCUCCUCAUCAUCUUCUCUUCAUGGACCUGUCUGUUAAUAAACUCAACCAUCUCCUUCCUGAGAACAUAGGGUGGAUACUUCCUCAUCUACGUUACAUGAAUAUCUCCAACAACGGCUUUCUAGAAUCUCUCCCAUCUUCUCUAGGUAACAUGAAGAGCAUUGAAUACAUGGAUCUAUCUCACAACAGCUUCCAUGGAGAGCUACCAAGAAGUUUUCUAAACGGUUGUGACUCCAUGGCAAUCUUGAAGCUAUCACACAACAAACUAACCGGAGAGAUUUUUCAAGAACCACCAAAAUUUACUAAUAUAUUGGGUCUGUUUAUGGAUAACAAUCUCUUCACAGGAAAAGUUGGUCAAGGCUUGCAAAGCUUGAGAAAGUUAUCACUUCUUGACAUGUCAAACAACAACCUCACAGGUGUUGUCCCAAGCUGGAUAGGGAAGCUUCCUUCCUUAACAGCACUGCUGAUAGCAAACAACUUGUUGGAAGGUAACAUACCUACAUCUUUGUUCAACAAUACAAAUCUUCAGCUACUUGAUCUCUCCACAAACAGUUUAUCUGGAGGCUUACCUCCACAACACAACUCCAAGAAUGGAGUAGUGUUGCUUCUUCAAGACAAUGAUCUAUCAGGAGAGAUUUCAUACACACAGCUAGCAAACGUGGAGAUACUUGACCUCAGGAACAACAGAUUAUCUGGGAGUAUUCCUGAGUUCAUCAGAACACAGAACAUCAGUGUUCUUCUUCUCCGAGGAAACAACUUAACCGGUCGGAUCCCUCACCAGUUAUGUGGCUUAAUAAACAUCCAGCUUCUUGAUCUUUCAAGAAACAGAUUGAAUGGUUCCAUACCUUCAUGCCUCAGCAACACAUCUUUUGUCACAGGGAAGAGAUGUACAUCAUAUGAUUAUGAUUUCGGCAUUUCUUUCCCUUCUGAUGUCUUUGAUGGUUUCUCUCUUCAACAAGACGGUGCAACUUUCAAGUCUCUGCUCAUGCUUGAUCCGUUUAGUAUGGACUACAAGGCAAGCACUCAGACCAAGAUUGAGUUUGCAACAAAGUACAGAUAUGAUUCCUACAUGGGGAAGAAUCUCAAGCUGUUGUAUGGGUUGGAUCUCUCGGAGAAUGAGCUGAGUGGUGAGAUCCCAGCUGAGUUUGGAGAGCUAAUGGAACUGAGAGCUUUUAACCUCUCUCACAACAACCUAUCUGGUGCUAUACCAGAGAGCUUUUCAGGUAUGAAGAAUGUGGAGAGUCUUGAUAUUUCUUUCAACAGAUUACAAGGCCGGAUCCCACAAGAGCUGACACAGCUGAGCACUCUCUCGGUUUUUAAGGUCUCUUACAACAACUUAUCAGGAGCUAUUCCACAAGGAACACAGUUUAGCACUUUUGAUACGCAAAGCUUUGUAGGGAAUAAUCUUCUUUGUGGACAACCAACAAGCAGAAGCUGCAAUACAUUUCAAGAACCAAAUAGUGGAGAGGAUGAUGAUAAUGAUGAUGAAUUUGCAAUCGACAUGGAGUCUUUCUACUGGAGUUUUGCUGCAGCUUAUGUGACCAUACUUGUUGGAUUAUUUGCGUCGCUCUCUUUUGAUUCUCCUUGGAGUAGAUUUUGGUUUGAGAUGGUUGAUGGUUUUAUCAACAAACUACAUGGAUACAAAAGCUGUAUUGAGAAAGAAAGGAAGGCGUUGCUGGAUCUCAAGGAAUACCUGAUCUCCACUUCUCAAACUGAAGAUUUCGACUAUGUUCUUCCUACUUGGAGUAAUGACACAAAGAGCAAUUGCUGCCUGUGGGAGGGCGUUAAAUGCAAUCGUACAAGCAGAUGGGUGACAGAGAUUGCCUUUGGUGAUUUGUACCUCAAAGAGCAUUCUCUCCUUAAUCUUUCUUUGUUGCAUCCCUUUGACGAGCUUCGAAGUCUGGACUUAUCCCAGUGCGCUUUUAGUGCCAUGUUUGAUGAUAUGGAAGGUUAUAAAAGCUUGAGUAGAUUAAGGAGCCUGGAGAUCUUGGAUCUCUCUUCAAAUCAGUUUAAUAACAGCAUCUUUCCCUUUCUUAAUGCUGCUACAUCACUUACAACUCUGUUUCUUCGGUACAACUACAUGAAUGUCCCUUUUCCUGUUAAAGAACUGAAAAGUUUGACAAACUUGGAAUUGCUGGAUCUGAGUGGAAACGAAUACAACGGUUCCAUGCCAGUUUUAUGUGAAAUGAAGAAUCUGCAGGAGCUCUAUCUCAGUGGAAAUGACUUUGUUGGUCAGCUUCCUCUCUGUUUAGGUAGCUUAAAAAAGCUACGUAUUCUUGACCUCUCAUACAACAUAUUAAGCGGAAAUCUGUCAUCUAGUUUCAGUAGCCUCGAGUCUCUUGAAUAUCUUUCGCUGUCAGAUAAUAACUUUGAAGGCUUGUUCUCACUCAAUCCACUCGCCAACCUCACAAAUCUCAAGGUGUUCAAACUUUCAUCAGAAUCUGAUGUAAUACAGGUAGAUACAGAAAGUACAUGGGUGCCAAAAUUUCAACUAACCAUAGCUGCACUCCCCUUUUGCGGCUUGGAGAAGAUCCCAAACUUUCUAAUGUACCAGAAGAAGUUGCGUGUACUUGAUCUAUCCAGCAACAGAAUAUCCGGAAACAUCCCUACCUGGCUGUUGGCUAAUAAUCCAGAACUUGAAGUCCUACAGCUGCAGAAUAACUCAUUUACUCUCUUUCAGAUUCCUAAAAUCGUGCGUAAGUUGCAGUUCUUGGAUUUUUCAGCAAAUGAUAUUGGUGGAGUGCUCCCUGAUUAUUUUGGCCAUGUGCUUCCGAGUCUGCUACAUCUGAAUGGCACUCAUAAUGAGCUUCAAGGGAACUUGCCAUCAUCUAUGGGUGAGAUGAAGAAUAUUUCAUUCCUGGACUUGUCUCACAAUAAAUUCUCUGGGGAACUACCUAGAAGCUUAUUCACAGGUUGUGUUUCAUUACAAAUACUCCUGCUCUCUCACAACCAACUUGGUGGACAUAUUCUUCCAGGACAGACUAACCUAACAUCGCUCAUCGUGCUGCGGAUUGAUAACAACUUAUUUACAGGGGAGAUCGGAAGAGGUUUUCUUACCUUGGUUAAUUUGUCAGUCCUUGACGCGUCCAACAAUCGCCUUACAGGUGCUAUUCCAAGUUGGAUACCUGAAGAAUCGCAUAUUAUUAUGUUACUGCUAUCAAAUAAUCUGUUAGAAGGUACGUUGCCACCUUCCCUGCUGGCCGUUUAUCAUCUUGAAUUUCUGGACCUCUCUGGAAACCUAUUAUCUGGUGAACUACCCUCGUCACAUCUAAAUUCUAUGUAUGGGAUAAGUAUGUUCCUACAAAACAACAGCUUAACGGGGCAAAUCCCCGUCAAGCUGUUGGAAAAUGCUAAGAUACUUGAUCUGCGGAAAAAUAAAUUCUCUGGAAGUAUCCCACAGUUUGUCAAUACCGGGGAAAUGAGGAUUUUUCUGUUGAAGGGGAACAAUUUAACAGGAUCUAUACCAUGGAAGCUAUGUGAUAUGAGAAAUAUCACUCUUUUAGAUCUUUCAGACAACAAGCUCAAUGGAACCAUACCUUCAUGCCUUUAUAAUUUAACAUUUGGAUCAAGGGAAGAAGAGGAGAUGACAAGUAGCUCCUUUGGGGCAAUGGGCUUUGGCUUUGGUGAAAGACUUGAGUUCGAAUUUUACAAAUCUACAUUCUUGGUAGAAGAGUUCAUGACAUACUAUGAUACAUAUAUGAUUGUCGAAAUUCAAUUUGCAGCAAAGCAAAGGUAUGAUUCUUACAUUGGAGGAACACUUGAUUAUAUGUAUGGCUUGGAUCUGUCUAGCAACGAACUAAGUGGUGUUAUCCCAGCUGAGCUUGGAGAGCUCUCGAAACUACGAGCAAUGAAUCUGUCUCGAAAUUUCUUGUCCAGUUCUAUACCGGAUAGCUUCUCCAAACUGAAGGACAUUGAGAGCCUUGAUCUUUCUUAUAACAUGUUACAUGGCAACAUCCCUAACCAACUAACAAACCUUACUUCUCUUGCUGUCUUCAACGUCUCCUACAACAAUUUAUCAGGCAUCAUUCCCCAAGGAAGGCAGUUUAGCACCUUCAACGAGAACAGCUACUUAGGCAAUCCUCUUCUAUGUGGGCCACCGACUGAUAGAAGUUGUGAAGCUAAGAAGAGCACAAAGGAAACAGAUAAUGUAGGAGAAGAAGAAGAAGAUGAUGAAGCUGUUGUUGACAUGAUGGUCUUCUAUUGGACUACUGCUUCAACGUAUGUGACUGCGUUAAUAGGCUUUCUUCUACUUAUGUGCAUCGAUUGUCCUUGGCGUCAAGCAUGGCUCCGCCUUGUUGAUGCUUUCACUGCCUCAGUGAAAAGAAUGUUUUCUUAA
Messenger RNA from Eruca vesicaria subsp. sativa (arugula), 8289 nucleotides. Lineage: Eukaryota; Viridiplantae; Streptophyta; Magnoliopsida; Brassicales; Brassicaceae. The record is from the annotation of a GenBank genome assembly.